Messenger RNA from Ostreococcus tauri, 414 nucleotides. RefSeq names its product unnamed product. NCBI's taxonomy places the organism in Eukaryota, Viridiplantae, Chlorophyta, Mamiellophyceae, Mamiellales, Bathycoccaceae. The transcript has a single exon. Bases 1 to 414 code for a protein of 137 amino acids. The record is from RefSeq and is a predicted model, not a curated record.
AUGGCGAUACGAAAAGUCGAGGACGACGACGACGACCCGAGGGCGUGGUACGAACUCGCGUGCGAGGCGUUCGACGCGGGCGAUCGCGAGACGUGCGCGCGGGCGCUGGAUCGGUGCGAAACGCUGGACGGGGCGUGGGCGAGGGACGCGCGGUUCGCGCUCCGGCGGGCGCACUGCGCGGCGGCGGCGAACGACGACGGCGAUGAAAGGACGAUGCGGGCGAUCGAUGACGUGUUCAGGGCGCUGGAUGCGUCGGGGAACGAUAUGCCGAGUGAUGUGCGGGCGGUGAUGGUGAUCGAUGCGUGUGGGUUGGAGAGAGAAUGGGCGCGACGGGGGGGGGGAGAGACGCGGGCGGAGACGGAACGGGCGCGGGAGCGAGCGAUGGAGACGCUUCGAAACGCGCCGAGUGAAUGA